CAGGCAGGGCAUGUUCCUUAUAGAUUGCUUUGCUGUCUAAAAAGUAGCCAGUGAGUGUAGCGCCGGAGGGUGUGGGGUGCCGGCUGGGCAUGCGCUGCCCUGACGGGUCAGCAGCCUGGCACAGCGCCCAUUCCCCGGCACACAUUACGCUGCGCUUCCCUCAGCAGCACCGGCAGGAGACACACAGUAGCAGCGGGCGCAUCUCCUGCCACCCAGCCCCAUCACUGCCACUAGCGCCGGCCUGGUGACCUCACGCAGCCGCACCUCUAAUGACGGGGAAUCGGGAUAUGGAGAACCUCAUCCCGCUGGUGAACCGGCUGCAGGACGCAUUCAGCGCCAUUGGGCAGAGCUGCCACCUGGAGCUGCCGCAGAUCGCCGUGGUGGGCGGGCAGAGUGCGGGGAAGAGCUCGGUGCUGGAGAACUUCGUGGGCAGGGAUUUUCUUCCACGGGGAUCUGGAAUUGUGACAAGACGUCCACUAGUCCUACAACUUAUAACUUCUAAAAAAGAGUAUGCUGAGUUCUUGCACUGCAAAGGGAAGAAAUUCUCCGAUUUUGAUGAGGUUCGUCAGGAAAUUGAAUCAGAAACAGAGAGAACAACUGGCACAAACAAAGGGAUUUCAUCCAUUCCUAUCAAUCUGAAAAUAUUUUCACCAAAUGUGUUGAAUCUGACCCUCAUUGACUUACCCGGCAUCACAAAAGUUCCAGUUGGUGAUCAGCCUGCAGACAUUGAGUCCCAGAUCCGAGAAAUGAUUAUGCAGUUCAUUGUUAGAGAGAAUUGCUUGAUACUUGGAGUUACUCCUGCCAACACAGACCUUGCCAACUCUGAUGCCCUUAAGAUUUCCAAAGAAGUAGAUCCUCAAGGUCUCAGAACGAUUGGUGUAAUCACAAAACUGGACCUCAUGGAUGAUGGAACUGAUGCCCGGGAGAUUUUGGAGAACAAGCUGCUUCCACUGUGCAGAGGUUAUGUUGGAGUUGUUAAUAGAAGCCAAAAAGAUAUUGAUGGUAAAAAGGACAUACAAGCGGCUUUGUUAGCAGAAAGGACAUUUUUCCUAUCUCAUCCUUCUUAUAAGCACAUAGCAGAUCGCAUGGGGACCCCAUACCUUCAGAAAAUCCUCAAUCAGCAACUCACCAACCACAUACGGGAAACUUUGCCUGAGCUCAGGAACAAACUACAAAGUCAGCUGCUUUCCUUAGAACUUGAUGCUGAGGCUUACAAAAGUUAUAAACCGGAGGAUCCCUCAUGGAAGACCAAAGCUUUGCUGCAGAUGGUCCAGCAUUUUGCUCUAGACUUUGAGAAGAGGAUUGCGGGAUCAGGUAAUCAAGUGGAUACCCGGGAGCUAUCAGGUGGUGCCAAAAUCAAUCGCAUCUUUCAUGAGCGCUUCCCAUUUGAACUUGUUAAGAUGGAAUUUGAGGAAAAGGACCUUCGGAAAGAGAUUAGCUAUGCAAUCAAAAACAUCCACGGCAUCAGAACUGGGCUGUUUACUCCAGAUAUGGCCUUUGAAGCAAUAGUGAAAAAGCAGAUUGUGAAGCUAAAAGGACCAACUCUGAAAUGUGUUGACCUAGUGAUGGAAGAGUUACUUAAUACGGUUAGAAAAUGCACCUCUAAGCUUUCUGAUUAUCCAAGACUUCGUGAUGAGACAGAAAGUAUAGUAACUUUAUUCAUUCGUGAAAGAGAGGAGAAAACCAAAGAACAGGUGUUACUCAUGAUUGAUAUACAACUUUCUUAUAUCAACACCAAUCAUGAAGACUUCAUUGGCUUUGCGAAUGCACAGCAAAGAUGCAGUCAGCAGAAGAAGAGUCCAGCAAGCAAUCAGGUGAUACGGAAGGGCUGGCUGACUAUAAGCAAUAUCAGUAUCAUGAAAGGAGGAUCCAAGGACUAUUGGUUUAUUCUUACAGCAGAAAGCCUAUCCUGGUAUAAAGAUGAUGAGGAAAAAGAGAAGAAGUACAUGCUACCUUUGGACAAUCUGAAAGUACGUGAUGUGGAAAAAAGCUUCAUGUCCAGCAAACACAUCUUUGCGCUGUUCAACACCGAGCAAAGGAAUGUUUACAAGGAUCAUCGAUGCCUGGAACUGGCCUGUGACUCCCAGGAAGAAGUGGAUAGCUGGAAAGCAUCUCUGCUUCGUGCUGGAGUCUAUCCUGAUAGGCCGACAGAUAUAGAAGACACAACAGAAGCUGAUAACUUUUCAAUGGAUCCACAGCUGGAACGGCAAGUGGAAACUAUCCGAAAUCUGGUGGAUUCCUACAUGACCAUUAUAAAUAAGGGCAUCAGAGAUCUUAUACCCAAGACAUUAAUGCACUUGAUGAUCAACAGUGUAAAGGACUUCAUACAUGCAGAGCUGCUUGCUCUCCUGUACUCCUCUGAGGACCAAAACACUUUGAUGGAGGAGUCAGCUGAACAGGCUCAAAAGCGAGAUGAGAUGCUUCGCAUGCAUCAUGCUUUAAAGGAAGCUCUACAGAUCAUCGGUGACAUCAGCACGACCACCGUUCCUACCCCAAUGCCACCUCCUGUAGAUGAUUCCUGGAUGCAGUGUCACUGGUCUCCACCUUCAAGUCCGACAAGCCAGAAAAAAACAACUCAGCAUUCUGCCCAGGUAUGGUCAUCUGUUUCACUGGCAAGCCGAGGCACUGUACCUGUUGUCCCACCGUUAGGAAAUCAGCUUGGAGCUCCUCCUAUUCCUUCCCGUCCAGGACCUUUACCUGUCUUUCCUAAUACUAAUGAUCCAUGUGUGAUGCCACCACAGAUUCCUUCUCGUCCAACACGUGCACCACCAAAUGUUCCCAGCCGAAGACAACCUUCAUCACCUACACGUACUGCAAUUAUCCGUUCAUCAGACUCUUCCAUGUUCGACUAGGUCGGAUUGCCAAUUGCCAAUUGUAUGAAUGCAUCUUAUUUGUGGUGUUAUAAACCUGUCUGAGCUGUCUAUUAUGGAUGCAUGCAUGGUAAUUUUGGGUCUGAACUAGAUUUGGGAGCAAAUCUACCUACUGGAUGCAAAGUUUUCACCUGCAGAACCAUUUUGUACUGCAGUAGGGGAAGGUUAUUUACAGAAGGAAGCUUGGCUUAGCCCAAGCUAACAAUGCGGUGUAAAAUUAGUGCUGGCCAGUUUGUGUGUGUUUGUAAGGGCGUAGCUACCAUAGGUGCAGGGAGUGCAGCUGCUAUGGGGCCCAGAGCUGAGAGGGGCCCACCUUCCUUGUCAAAGUGACAUGCAUCGUAUACAUUUUCAACCGUUGGGUGGUACAUAGGGGCCCUUACAAACUUUUGCCUUUUGUCCUACAAUAUAUCUAGUUACACCCCUGGACCUGCUCAUUCUACUGUGGUAUAAAAUGAACUGGAGGGCAUUAUAAUGUUACAUGUAGUAAUAUGAACUGGGGCACUAUAAUGUGGCACAAUAUGAAGUAUUGGUACCAUAGUGUGGAAUGAUAUGAACUGGGGGCCCUUUAAUUUGGCAUAAUAUGAACUGUAGACACUAUAUAGUAAUGUGAAUUAGGGGUACUGUAUUGCAUAAUGUGUACUGGCAACCCUACAAUGUGACAUACGGGUGGUCUUCAGUAUGCCGAAUGUCGGGAUCCCGGCGCACAGUAUACCGGCGCCGGAAUCCCGACACCCGGCAUACCGACGUAUAUUCUCCCUCGUGGGGGUCCAAGACCCCCCUGGAGGGAGAAUAAAAUAGCGUGGCGAGCUCAGCGAGCCCGCAAGGGGUUCAUUUGCGCUCGCCACACUGUCGGUAUGCCGGCGGUCGGGCUCCCGGCGCCGGUAUGCUGGUCGCCGGGACCCCGGUCGCCGGCAUACCAUACUACACCCGUGACAUACUAUAGUCUAUAAAAUAAACAAGGGCCGUUCUGUGGGGUAUAACAUUAACUAAGGCACAACUAUAGUUCAGUAAGUAAACUAGGGAACUAUAAUGGGGCAUACAAUGAACAACUGCUGAAAUGAGGUGUCUUUAGAAGCAUUAGGACAGGGGCUCUUCAAAAUCUUGCUAUGGGGCCCACAAAUUUCUGGCUACGCCCCUGUAGAGUGUGUGUGUGUUCAGCAUGCAAGAACUAGCAUUUGCAGCCCUACAACACAGUUUGCUCUGCUGGAAUUUGCACCUAUAGUAACUCUAAAUCAGCCACUUAUGCCUGAAUUACUGCUGUAGAAUUCACUUGUAUCAAUGGUCUGCAGGACUGACUGUUACCAUGUGUACAAGGGAUACACUAAUUAUGCAGAUUUAUGCUACAUCCUGUACAUUAUAUAUGUUUUUAUGUUGUGUUUGAUUAGUUGUUCUGUGCUUUUCUGAAACACAUAGGGGCUGGAUCAGAGCUGGGAGUAACAUACCUCCAAACAUUCUGCUAUCCAGGACUUCUCGGCAUGUACAUGAAAAACAGGGCAUGGCCUCCUAACUGAUAGACCUCUCCCCCUGGUGUGAUGUUUUAUGGGUUCUUACGCACACAGAGGCAGAACUCUGGGAGGCAACGGAGUCAUCUGCCGCCGGGCUCCUGCUCUGAAGAGGCACCUCUCCUCCCAUUCUGUGACACCAUUGAAUUAAGUUAAUUGAUAGCUGUCGCUGUCUUUUCAGUGACCGACUUCCUCACUGGUCCCUGCACCUUACAAAUCACACCCUCUUUAUUAUACUGAAUAUACACAUUUUACAAGUGUCACACCCAGGAUUAGAA
Pseudophryne corroboree (corroboree frog) is the source of this 4650-nucleotide messenger RNA. RefSeq names its product dynamin 3 (gene DNM3). NCBI's taxonomy places the organism in Eukaryota, Metazoa, Chordata, Amphibia, Anura, Myobatrachidae. The transcript is spliced from 20 exons. The record is from RefSeq and is a predicted model, not a curated record. Gene Ontology annotation, cellular component: cytoplasm; plasma membrane; microtubule. Bases 270 to 2852 code for a protein of 860 amino acids. Gene Ontology annotation, biological process: synaptic vesicle endocytosis; receptor internalization. Gene Ontology annotation, molecular function: GTP binding; microtubule binding; GTPase activity.